This is a messenger RNA of Tigriopus californicus, 4764 nucleotides long. RefSeq names its product SR-related and CTD-associated factor 4-like. Gene Ontology annotation, cellular component: nucleus. The record is from RefSeq and is a predicted model, not a curated record. Lineage: Eukaryota; Metazoa; Arthropoda; Copepoda; Harpacticoida; Harpacticidae. The coding region runs from base 692 to 4573 and encodes 1293 amino acids. Gene Ontology annotation, molecular function: RNA binding. The transcript is spliced from 7 exons.
GCAGGCAGGCAGUGGCGUAGUCAAUCUCCUUGAGAGCCGUUCACUCGUUCAGCCGCAGGAAAAGACGGAAGGACGGGAAGAUUUCGGAUUGCCAUCGAGGGCUUGAUCCAUCCGGGGCGGGAGUGUUUCGACCACACCGCCUAUCAGCAUUGGGCCACGGAAUCUCUGACUCAGCCGUCACGCCGCUCAUCCAACACACCCUGGUCGGUCUGGUUCCAUGGGUGCACCGUGAUCAGGACCGGCGAACUCCAAUCGGCGUGCGUGCGGGUCAGCCGAGUUCGCGACUAACUAACGCUUAUCUCCAGGGAAGGCUUGGGCGGGACCGGACGUGAGAGUGCUGAAGAUUGUGGGCCGUCUGGGUCGUGAUCGUCCUGACGAGACCCUCCCACCCCCUUCCUCCCUCGGGUGAGCGGGUGGAUCCAUUGAUCGAUCCAUCGAUCGAUCGAUCGAUUAAUCAAUCAAGCAAGCCAUUUUUUGACGGAAGGUGGGCCAAUCUGAUUUAUUGAUGGUUUUGAUCGAUUGACUCGGAAACACGGUUAACGGCUAUCGGAAAGACGCGAAGAUACAGAAAAUACAUCUGGAUGCGGGCUGACUGACCGAGCAUUGAUUCAUCCAUCUGGGGUAUCUGAGGUUCGUGUCCAAUCGGUUCAGGCCAGCUUGGCCGGUGUGAGUCAAUUCAUCGACGAACAAGAUGGACGCGGUCAAAGUGUUCAAUCAAGAGCUGUCGAGCUUGUACGAAAUCAAGCCGCCCAUUUCCAAGGCCAAGAUGACCUCGAUUACCAAGUCGGCCAUCAAAGCCAUCAAGUUCUACAAGCACGUGGUGCAAAGUGUGGAAAAAUUCAUUCAAAAAUGCCGCCCCGAGUACAAAAUUCCCGGCUUGUACGUGAUCGACUCCAUCGUGCGGCAGAGUCGCCAUCAAUUCGGCCCCGACAAAGACGUGUUUGCACCGCGAUUCGCCAAGAACGUCCAAUACACGUUCCAUCACCUAUACAAAUGCAAUGAAGACGAAAAGAGUCGGGUCAUUCGGGUGCUCAAUCUCUGGCAGAAAAAUGAAGUCUUUGCCUCCGAACUCAUUCAGCCUCUUUUUGAUUUGGCCAACCCCAAUUCGGAGAUUGCCCAACAAAUGGACCAAGCCGCGCCCGCCCCGCCACCCGCUUUGGGCCCGCCUAGUGGUAGCGGUCAUACCGGACCCAGCGGUGGUCCCAAUGCCACCAACAGCGGGUCUGGUCCAGUCGGUCCCGGAGCUUUGAAAGACUCGACGGCCGUGCUAGCCGGAUUAGCCAGCGGGGCCUUACCCGGCACGAGUCCGGUCGAUCAGCAAGUCACGCAGCAGCUUCAGACCAUUUUGCAAUUGCUCAAGAACCACGUCCAACCCCAGGAGCAACAGUCACAGCCGGGUACCGUCCAGUUCAACAAGCAACUUCUGGACUUUGAUUAUUCGGAUGACGAGGAAGGCGGCGGAGCGCACGACUCACAUGACCAUCCACCCCCGCCUCAAAUGUUGGAGGCGCUUCAGAGCAUCUUGGGGAACGGCGCGUUACUGGAAAAACUCAAGAGCAUCGGCGCCAUUGGCGAGUCCCAAAUUCAUCAAUUGAGACAGCUUCUACCCCAAGUUCAGCAACAGCAACAACAUCAGCCUACCCAUCUGAUGGGUGCCUUUAGCGGUGAUGCCGGUUCACUGGCCAGCGGUGGUGGUGGUGGCUCCACUGUGCCCGAAAGCAGUUCCUCGCUCCAACCCGCAUUGUGGAGUCAAGAUAAGUUUGGCAUGUCUUUAUCAAGUAACCAUCACCGCAAUAAUAUAAGCCACCAUGGGAGUGGCCGAUCCCCGCCUGAAGAAGGCGAGCGCGAUGAAACCGAUGAGGAUAUUCAAAUAGUCGAAGAUCGGACAACUUCGAAUUGGCGACGAAAUGCAAACGUAUUGCGGCGAUCCCGCUCUAGGUCCAGGGACCGAAAACGUAGUCGGCGAUCUCGAAGUCGUAGUCGUGACCGAGCCAACAAUGGGCGUCGACGUCGUUCUCGUUCCAAAGAUCGGAUUCGCGACCGAUCUAAUCGGGAGGAAGACCGAGAUAAACGACGAGAACGAGAGAAACGAGGAUUGCCGCCCAUCAAAAAAGGCUUUCUGAGUGUCUGUAGUACUACAUUGUGGGUGGGUCACCUUUCAAAGUUGGUAGCUGAAGAUGAACUGUCAGAUUUGUUCGGCGAGUUUGGCGACGUCGAAACCAUCAACUUGAUCCCACCUCGAGGGUGUGCAUUCGUAUGUAUGAAUCGUCGAAUGGACGCUUACAAAGCAUUAAAAACGCUUCACAAGCAUAAACUUCAAGGAAAGCCCAUCACGUUGGCGUGGGCUCCCGGCAAAGGAAUGAAGGACAAGCAGUGGAAAGACUUUUGGGACGUUGAUAUGGGCGUGUCGUAUAUCCCAAUCGAUAAACUGGAUCCUCAGGUUGAUAUGGUAUCCCUUGAAGCGGGUGGUACUUUUGAUGAAGAUACUAUGCCAGACUGGAUGAAGACCAUGCGCGGUGUUGCCUCGGCUCCCCAAGCUUUCACUUCACACGGUGCUCCCGCACCAUCGACGCCUCAUUUUAUACCCAUGCCUGAAGGGCUGACACCCAAUCAGAUUCUCCAAACACCCGUGAGUGGAGUGUCAGAGGCCAUUGGACUGGCCGUGGCUGCAGCUUCUGCGCCACCUCCAGGCAUGCACCCUAACUUUGGCCUUGGUCAGCCGCCUCCACCUCCACAUCACGCAACUCUACCUAGCUUAUUAGGGGCACCUGGAAUUUUGCCACCGCCACCUCCUAACGGGCCCUCUGCUACCUCCCUAUUGGGUCCGGGUCCGGCCAACCUUCUUUUAGGUGCCCCCCUAGGGGGUCAGCCACCGGUAAAUGCCCCUCCUCCAGGGUUUUCCGCCUUUGAUACCACACAACCUCCCCCCGGCCUUCGUCUAGCCUUUCCCCCUCCAGUGUCAUCAGGUCUUAUUCCUGGCAUGCCCCCUCCUUUGAAUGUUCCAACAAGUGGAGAUUUGAUACCGGGACAAGGAGGUUUACCGCCACGUCUCAGCUUGGGAAAUGAUUCUGGCCAAGAUGGAACACGAGAACUCAAACGUGAUCGUUCUUCUCGAUGGGGAGGAGGCGCAGGUCCUGACGAAGACGAAAUGCUCGGACCUAGAGACGGACCACCCCGUCACAAUGACAUCGCUUCCAGGCUUAGAAAUCUGGCGGAGAGGGGUCCCAACGACAUGAUUGAGCCGCCUCAUGAAUGGAAUCGAGGCCCACCUCAGGGAGAUCAUCCGCCUCGAUUUGACGGGCCACCACCUGUGUUUGCUGAUCGACCACCGAUGAAUAACUUCAUGGGACGUGACAAUGAUAAUUUUAUAGGUGGGGGUAGAGGUAGCCCCUUCCGUCAUGAAGGGCCUAACAUGUUCCCACGAGGCGGGCGAGGAAACCGUCCGUGGCGGGGAAGGGGGGGAAAUCCUCGGUUUCCGUCGUUUGGUAGAAAUGGCGACAGUUGGUCAAACGAUGGUCCUCCCAACUUUCGCGGAUCAAUGCCUCGUGGAGACAUGCACGAUAUGCCUUGGGAGAAUGCUCCAUUUGGUCCUUCUGGAACACCUCGAGGUCGUGGUGGGCCUGGUUUUCCCGGAAGAGGCAUGGGCCCACGUAUGCCCAUGGGAAUCCACAAUGGACCUCCUCCGCAUGGAUUCGGGGAUGCCAAUGGAGAGGUCGACAUCGAACCUAUUGUCAAACCUCAAAGAGAGCGACGUGAACGAAAGAGUCGAUGGGGUCAAGCCGAGCCAUCACCUAAGGCAGAUUUGGAUCAGAAUGCUCGUGAAGGUGGUUCGCAGAGCAUGGACUCGAACAAUGUUAGCCAAGACGCGUCAAUCAGUCAAAUUAAAGAAGCCAAAUGUGCUAAUCCCUCUUCGGUCAAUGAGCAUUCGAAUUGUCCAAGACUGGGCGAAGACCACAUGGAUAUGGAGAGUCCACGGGAUUCAGGAAGCGUAUCAUUGGAUACCAACCUUGAGAAUCGACAUUCGCAGCAUUACGGGUCCGGUGUCAAUCCGAACGAGUCUGAAGACCAACUACAUGAGACUGACAACCGUCGAUCGAAUUCAAAUGAGAUGGGAGGAGAUUCACAAGACAUGAUGGUGGACAAUGUCCAUACAGUUCAAGGUGAUCCAACCCCAGCCCCUGUGUCGACCGGCACAAGCGUCAACUCCAUGAUAGAUCCGGACUCUUUGCAAGAACCAAGCGUCACCCAGACGGAUGGGAGUUCGAAUCUUGAGGGUGGCUUCGACCAAGGGAGCACGGGUCAAACGAGUGCCACAGACAGUGUUGAUUUGCGUGUGCCUCAUAAUCCAAAUGUGGUAGAGCAUGAUGAGGCGGCAGUGAGUGAACCGUGGAGGACAGAGAGUGACCGCGAGUGCACAACGUUUGCUCUCAGGGAAGAACAUAAGAAGACACAGUCGGAGCUAAAUCCGAAUGAGGCAGUAGAGCAACAAAAUAACGCCAUAGGCGAAAUGGAGCCACCAAAAUCGGUGGGAAACGAAGAGAAUCAAACCGGCGAGCCCGGGUCAAGUGUUUAGGUAGUGCGUAGCGAGAUUAGGUCACUUCUGGCACCUCCAUCCAUAUCCGGCAAAGUGGGUCUCACUCACGUUCUGUUACUCGAUCGCUCUUCAGAUUUGUUCCUGUUCUCACCCUGAGCAAUACGCUGUGAUAAAUUCUAUUGCUAGGGCGAUAGAAAAUAUGGAAAUAAAUUGGAAACGGCUCUGUCCAA